Messenger RNA from Lachancea nothofagi CBS 11611, 957 nucleotides. The record is from the annotation of a GenBank genome assembly. NCBI's taxonomy places the organism in Eukaryota, Fungi, Ascomycota, Saccharomycetes, Saccharomycetales, Saccharomycetaceae.
AUGAAUCCAGAACUAACAGAAAAGAUCGCCGCUAAGUAUGCGAAAGGUGUGGAAUCCGGCGACGUACAUUUUUCCCAGUCCGAUUGCAAGAAACUGAAGGAUCCAAAAACGGGCGCGCAAUACAUGGUAACACAUGCGCCUAGCUUGUUGAAGAAGCCCGAACGUGGUGACAAAGAGACCAAAAACCGCAACCCGUUCGCGGAACCCGAGCCUGAGCUCACCGUGUGUGACGAUCUUUACGAUCUUGGCAAGUACAAACUACUGCUGAACAAGUUCCCCGUGGUCCCAGAGCAUCUGUUACUCGUGACACGUGAGUUCAAGCCCCAGAUCUCGGCGCUGGAUCCUACGGAUCUGCUCACCUCCUACCGUUUGCUGCAGGACCUAGACGACGAUGACGAGCAGAUCAGGAACCUCGUUUUCUACAACUGUGGGGCUCCUUCGGGCUCCUCACAGGAUCACAAGCACAUGCAGGUGCUCAGGUGGCCUCAGAAGUUUGUAGCAUUUCAAGACCGUUUGUGCAGUGGUAAAGACCACUUUAUCCCGGACAUGCGUACUGAACCACUCCAGGACGCUAAACUCUCAUUCGCACACUUUGUGGUUCCAUUGCCAGAGGACGAAGAGACCGUGGACGAGGAUCUGCUCGCAAUGACUUUUGUUUCGCUGCUGCAGAGAACUCUUACGUUUUUUCAGGAUUGGUCAAACGAACACCCUGAGUUGCAGACCGGCUACAACGUACUUUUGACGCGUCAGUGGAUGUGUCUUGUUCCGCGCUCCAGCUCCAAGAGCUCUGAGCUGGACAUCGGCUUCAAUGCAACAGGCUACGCCGGUCUCGUGCUCGUUAAGCACGAAGAUGUCUGGAACAAAAUUCUAGAAGACCCACACGUAGUGGACCGUAUGAUGCUCGAAUGUGGAUUCCCUAACACGGCGGGUACUUCUGCCAACGAAUAUAACUACUAA